AGUCUAAAUCACCAUAUCAACGUUAACUACUUUUAAAAAAGUCACUUGACCUUCCGAGUCUUCCGGUGGGCUUACCCAUCAUCCUGUGUCUUUUAAACACGUUACCCGUACACGUCGCAGGGCGCUCAGGCUCGUGUCUCUGAUGGUGACAAUCAUUGAUCCUGACAAUCUGCCAUAUCCUGGCUCCACAUUGUUCCUGCCCUCUUUACUCGCCCAUAUACGCGCUGGUGCUCCCGGUCUGCCACUUGAGCCAAUCAUCAUCCAGGUUUUACUUCUUUGUAUCGUUUCAGGGGAUAGAAAUAUCAUCCUGCGGACCCGCGAAGAGGACAUUGGUCUUGUAUCCAGACUUGCGACUAUCUCGCUCACAUCUAUCUUCGGUUACAUCACCCACAAACUUCGAUGUCAUCCCGAUGCUAAAUCUCAGACACCUGCUAAAUUUCUGCGAUCUCUCUUUAUCCCACCCCCACCUGUCAUCGCCGCCGAUGGCUCGGUGUUACCCCAGCACAGGCACCAUCGUUCAUCCGUGACAGUGCACAGCAGGAAGUCUUCUUUUCCUAUGUCUAUGUCAUUUUCAAGUGAUGUUACGCGACCCAUUCAGCAUACCUCGCAACUGGCCUCUGAUGAUCCGACUGCCAGUGCUGAUGGCGGACCGUUCACAGAAACCCGACGGAUGUCAAGCCUCCAAACUGAACCCUCCGUACCCAAUAUUGGUUCUGGUGGCAAUGUGACGAUCCAUCACCGUCGUACAUCACAUGUCAACUCAGAUAUGCUUAAGAUACCAUCUGCAAUUGUCGUCUCUGGAUUAGAACAUGCUAGUUUACCUGCGCAGCGUGCUGUCUUACGGACUCUUGCAGAGAAGAAACUCGUCGUGUCGGAUAACCACUCAGAAAUCGAAUCAGAAUUGCAGCUUGAUCUGCCAGACGAUUUUAUCAUGGUCUACGUAUGUCGUUUAGAUCCACAUGAGAGACCACCUAUAUAUAACAGCCUGCUCGACUGGUUUGCUAUGAGUACACCCAUCAAUGUUCAGCUAUCCACACGAGCUGCGAUGCAUAAUUAUCAACCUCACCGCACGUCAACAUCAUCCACAGCCCUAUCUUCGCCCUCAAUACCAGGGUAUCCAUUCCCUAACAUGGCUAUGUCAGGCCCGCCGACCCCUCCUCCACCAAACAACUCCACGCCCAUAAUACCUGCCACGUUCUUGGCAAGGCUAAAGAGCCUUUGUGCCACCGAAGUUCGCAUGCGCCCGCCGCUAGAAAUAUACCUCGCAGAUUUGUUUACUGCCACGCGGCAUCUUGGUGCGCUUGACGCCAUGAUGCUCACCGCGCGUGCACGUCAAGACGCGGAGAUCCUCGCGCGGGCUUCUCGGGUGCUCGGAGUCGAUCAAACAGGGGCAGAGUUAAUUAAGGAAGCAUCGAUCAAUGAUCCAGAGCGCACUGAUGAAGACAGUACCGAACGCGGGUAUCCCCGGUCUAGCACGAACACCCAGAGCUUUGAAGCGCUUAUAGAUGGCUCCGCACUGCCAUACGAUGUACCUGACGUGACUAGCGUGCAUACUCGCCGCAGCACACGGAGUGCACCCAUCGAACAUGAGGAACCGCUAGAACUGGAUGUGUCAGAGGCGGAUGUGGCGAGGAUUUUUCCGAGAGUGGUGUCACAUCGUGUCAGGGUAAGGGACUCGCCUGUGGAUGAAAUUCUGAGCAGCGCAGUUUGCGGGGCUGUAAGUCGACGGGGAGCCAUACCAAAAGGGAUGAAUUCAGACUGGGAAGGGGGGCCCAUUGACGUACAUGAUCCAGAUACCGUUUGGGAGCGGGCAACAGUCAAAGAUAUAUUGGUACACAUACUUGCCGAAGUAUGACUUAUCAUCGCCCUAGAGGAAACAUAUUCUAUAACAGUACUUAUACGUGAGGCGAUGACUUGGAGACAGGAC
Molecule: messenger RNA, 1927 nt
Organism: Suillus plorans
Lineage: Eukaryota; Fungi; Basidiomycota; Agaricomycetes; Boletales; Suillaceae
Exons: 3
Coding region: 143-1855 (570 amino acids)
Source: RefSeq, a predicted model, not a curated record